UGAUUCGUAACUUGUUGUUGCGGAUUGAUUGUUGAUUUUCUGGUUUAUCGAUUUGUAAACUUCGUUAUUCAAAUCGAUCGGAAAGUUAUAUUGAUUCUCUGGGUUUUGAGUUAUUGAUCAUCUCUCUGGGUUUUGUGUUUGGUUCAUUCGAUUGCGUUAAACCUUAACAUUGGUGCGGUGAAACUGGUUCGUUACGUGUGUUGAUCAUGGAUCGCGAUGGAUCUGAUGUGUUUGAAGAAGAUACGGGUUCUUCUGAUGCAAUAUAUGUGCAGAUGAGGAAUUUGCGUUUGGGUUUUCAGGGUUUGUGUGAAGCGAAGGUGGAGACGGAGUCUAAGCUUGUGUCGUUGGAAGAGUUGCUCAAAUCGGUGGUGAAAACGUUGGAUCGUUUGGAGAUUCGAGCUGGAAAACACGUUGAUGAUGGUGAGCCUUCCCGACAGUCGUUUUCGGGUCAGAUUCUUCCUGAUCUCCACUCGUCGGAAACUCGAUCAUCGGGGUUACCUCUGGAAACUCGCGAAAAUCUGUUAAAAAAAAUUAAGAUGCCUGUGUUUACUGGAUCGCAGCCGUAUGCUUGGAUUUCACAGGUGGAGCGUUUUUUUCGGGUGGGUCGUUUUAGCGAUGCGGCUAGGUUGGAUUUGGUUUCCUUAAGUUUGGAAGGGGAUGUGUUGAAAUGGUUUAACUGGGAGGUUUCGCGUCGUGAUUUUGGGUCUUGGGAGGAGUUUAAGAAUCGUUUGUUGAUUCAUUUUGGGGGUACGAUUGAUGAUGAACCGGGGAAUAGACUAUUUGCCAUUAAACAGGUAGGAUCAGUGGCUGCAUACAUCACUGAAUUUCAGGAUUUAUCUUCUCAAGUGAUGGGGUUGGAUGAUACACACUUGGAGAAAAUUUUUUAUAAUGGUCUUAAGCAUGAGAUGAAGGAGGUGAUCAAAAUGAAAGAACCUAAGGGACUUCCAAAUCACAUUACAGCGGUGUUGAAAAUGGAAUCAAGCUCUUUUUGCAAAUUGGUUGGUGAAACUGGUGAAGGAAAGAAGCAACAAAGUCAGCCUAUUCCUCCACCUGCACGGCCAGUGUUUACUUCCAAUGCUCCUAAACCAGUAGGGAUUCCUCAAAGUUCUUCUAUUGGGAAGUCUCCAGAGAGCAGUCCAAAGCCUCUGGGUCGUCCGCGUAUACGCCAUAAUGAUGCAGAGUUGGAUGCUAUGCGCAGUAAGGGCCUUUGUUUUAAAUGCAAGGGCCAGUAUUUCAGAGGGCAUGAAUGUCCUAUGCGUGAGUUGCGUGUGAUGACAGUGGUUAAUGGUUAUGAAUUAGAAGUGUUGGAGGAGAAUAUGAUCGAGUGCACUGAAGAAGAAGGGGUGUUGGAUAUGGCACCUGUCACUGAGUUGAAGACUUUGUCUUUCAAUUCUUUCAUGGGGUUGCAUUCUCCCCGGACUACCAAGUUGGUGGGAUGGAUUGGUAAGCACAGGGUAAUUCUCAUGAUUGAUUGUGGGGCUUCCCACAAUUUCCUUACUCCUGCUUUGGCUCAAAAAUUGAAACUGCAAGUUACACCUGAUGCAAGUUUGGAUAUCCUGUUGGGAAAUGGAGCUAUUGUUCAGGGGUUAGGGGUUUGUAAAGGAGUACAUUUUCAGUUGUCUGGCGUUGGAUUCACAAAUGAUUUCAUCACACUGGAGUUGGGGAGUGUUGAUGUUAUUCUUGGAGUUCAAUGGCUGGAAACAUUGGGAAAAUGUGAAGUAGACUGGAAAUUGCAGGAAUGGCGAUUUAUGUAUAAUGGGGAACCAGUACUCUUGCAUGGAGAUCCUACUUUACAUAGGUCUCCCCUGUCUUUGAAAAGGUUAGGUGCACCUCUUGCUGUUGGACAUACUAAGACUCAGUUGGCUGUGCUGAAGGGGAGUGAGCCUCCAGCCCCUGUUUCUUUGGUACCUCCUGCAGUAGAUGAGUUGUUGCAUCAGUUUCCUUUUGUGUUUGCUUUGCCUUCUGGGUUACCACCAUUGCGUGGUCAGGAGCAUGCAAUCACUCUUUAUCCUGGUGUCACUUCUAUCUAUGUCAGGCCCUACCGUUAUCCUCAUGCCAGGAAAGAAGUAAUGGAGUCAUUGGUAGGGGAUAUGCUGACUUCUGGGAUCAUACAACCUAGCACCAGUCCUUUCUCCAGCCCAGUGUUAUUGGUCAAGAAGAAAGACGGCUCUUGGCGAUUUUGUGUUGAUUACAGAGCCCUCAACAAAGUGACAGUCCCGGAUAAGUUUCCUAUUCCGGUUAUUGACCAGUUGUUGGAUGAACUGAAUGGGUCUACUAUUUUUUCCAAGCUUGAUUUGCGAUCCGGGUAUCAUCAAAUAAGGAUGAAGCCGCAAGAUGUGGAGAAAACAGCUUUCAGAACACUUGAGGGGCACUAUGAAUUUCUUGUGAUUCCUUUUGGUUUGACAAACGCACCAGCUACCUUUCAGGCACUCAUGAACAAGAUUUUCAAACCAUUUCUCCGGAAGUUUGUUUUGGUUUUUUUUGAUGAUAUCUUGGUCUUCAGUAACAACCUCACUUCUCAUGUGGAGCAUCUCCGGUUGGUGCUGCAGUUACUGGAGAAGCAUGUGUUAUUUGCCAACAAGAAGAAAUGCUCUUUUGGUGUCUCACAUGUUGAGUACUUGGGACAUAUUAUUUCUCGGCAGGGUGUGGCUACAGAUUCCACCAAAACCGAAGCUAUGCGAUUGUGGCCAACACCAACUAAUGUGAAACAACUCAGAGGGUUUUUAGGCCUGACAGGGUAUUACAUAAAGUUUGUUCAGGGGUAUGGGGUCAUUGCUAAGCCAUUGACUGACUUGUUACGCAAAGACCAGUUUGAGUGGACUCCUCCAGCUCAACAAGCGUUUGAGAAGCUCAAAGUUGCCAUGGUGUCUGCUCCAGUGCUUGGUUUGCCUGAUUUUUCUCAAAAAUUUGUAGUGGAGACUGACGCCUCUGGUGUGGGAGUGGGGGCGGUGUUGAUGCAGGCAGGCAGACCUCUGGCAUACUUCAGUCAUGGUUUGACACCCAGGGAGCAACUCAAGCCAGCCUAUGAAAGAGAACUAAUGGCCAUUGUGCUAGCCGUCUUGAAAUGGAAACACUAUCUCAUUGGCAGGUGUUUUGUCGUUCAUACAGAUCAAAGGAGCCUCAAAUACUUACUGGAGCAGAAGGAAGUAAGUAUGGAGUAUCAGAGAUGGUUAACCAAAUUGUUGGGGUUUGAUAUGGAGAUUUUUUACAAGCCUGGGGUUGAAAACAAGGCUGCUGAUGGGUUGUCUCGGAUGCCUCAGCCUGUGUUGUGUUCUUCUCUGUCAUUGCUAGCACUCACUGUUCCAGCAGUGCUACAACUACAAGACAUCUACAAAGAGAUUGAGGAGGAUGCCACAAUACAAGCUCAGAUUGCUUUGGUGCAAACCAAUCCAGACAAAUAUGUGAAUCAUCAAGUGCAACAGGGUAAACUUUGGUACAAGAAACGUCUGGUUAUCUCUAAACAGUCUAAAUUCAUUCCAUUACUAUUACAAGAGUAUCAUGACAGUAAGCUUGGGGGUCAUGCGGGUAUUUUGAAGACAAAGAAACGGAUUCACACUAUGUUUCACUGGGAAGGGUUACAGAAGGAUGUUCAGAAACAUGUAUCAGAAUGUGAGGUUUGCCAGACACACAAAUCAACUACUUUGUCACCUGCAGGGUUGUUACAACCUCUUCCCAUUCCAGACCGAGUUUGGGAAGACUUAUCAUUGGAUUUUAUUGAGGGGCUGCCCAAAUCUGGAGGUGUCAAUGCUAUUCUGGUAGUGGUUGACCGUUUCAGCAAGUGUGCACAUUUCGUGGGGCUAUCACAUCCUUUUUCAGCUUCUGAUGUUGCUCAUAAGUUUGUCACUGAAGUGGUUCGUCUUCAUGGCUUCCCAAAGACUUUGGUGUCUGACCGUGACAGAGUGUUUUUGAGUUCUAUGUGGAAGGAGUUGUUUAAACUGGCUGGGACCAAGCUGCAGUACAGUACAGCAUAUCAUCCCCAAUCCGAUGGUCAGACGGAAGUGCUUAACCGUUGCUUGGAGUCUUAUUUGCGCUGUUUUGCUUCUCAACACCCACGCACAUGGGCUAAGUACCUGGCUUGGGCGGAAUUUUCUUACAAUACAUCCUAUCAUUCUGCCCUGAAGACAUCACCCUUCCAGGUGGUUUAUGGGAGAGACCCUCCUACUGUCCUCCGUUUUGAGCAGGGUUCUACUGCCAACACUACUCUGGCAGCUCAGUUGCAAGAAAGAGAUGCAAUGUUGGCCAAGAUUAAGGUGAAUUUGGAACGAGCACAACAGUUGAUGAAGCGCAGUGCGGACUUGAAACGCAGAGAAGUGGAGUUUGCAGUAGGGGAUUGGGUUUACUUGAAACUCCAACCGUAUCGGCAACAGUCUGUGACUCGCCGGGUCUGUCAGAAACUGGCUGCCAAAUUUUUUGGUCCCUUUGAGGUUAGUGAGAGAAUUGGGAAGGUGGCUUACCGCCUAAAGCUUCCUCCAGCGGCGGCUAUCCAUCCAGUGUUCCAUGUUUCGCAGUUGAAAGCAUCCUUGGGGUCUCAUCACCAGCUCCAAACAGACUUACCAGCUCUUACGGAUGCAGAGGAUUCCGUGUUACUGCCUGCGACGAUCUUGGAUAUGCAACACAAUGCUACGGGUGGUCGCGAGGUCUUGGUUCAGUGGUCUGGGUUUCCGGAUGUUCCAAACUCAUGGAUGCUAUCUAAAGACUUCGUCCAACAAUACCCAUCCUUCAAGCUUGAGGACAAGCUUGUUUUUCAGGGGGGGUGUAUUGAUACGAUCCAUCAAGGCUACUAUCGGAGGAAUAAGAAGAAGAAGACAGAUGACGUGGCAAUAAAUGAGUCGUGAAGCAAAGCCUUGGAAUGAAGUGGAGGGUUCGUUUUGUCAAACGUCUAUAAAAGAGCCGUUGCUCUGUAUCUAUCUUUUCUCAUGCUUUUAUUGUGAUUGUGUGUGUGUGACGAGCCUGCGUGCUUGUGAGGGAAGAUCUGUGUGAGAUCGACCUCGGAGAUUGAUUCGUAACUUGUUGUUGCGGAUUGAUUGUUGAUUUUCUGGUUUAUCGAUUUGUAAACUUCGUUAUUCAAAUCGAUCGGAAAGUUAUAUUGAUUCUCUGGGUUUUGAGUUAUUGAUCA
Arabidopsis lyrata subsp. lyrata is the source of this 5116-nucleotide messenger RNA. RefSeq names its product transposon Tf2-1 polyprotein. Bases 207 to 4835 code for a protein of 1542 amino acids. The transcript has a single exon. Lineage: Eukaryota; Viridiplantae; Streptophyta; Magnoliopsida; Brassicales; Brassicaceae. Gene Ontology annotation, molecular function: nucleic acid binding. The record is from RefSeq and is a predicted model, not a curated record. Gene Ontology annotation, biological process: DNA integration.